UUGAUUGAAUUUAUUCUUAGACGAGUUAUUUUUCAAUUACAGACCCAGUGCGCGGCCUCUCAAAGAAGUAGUAUUUUAUUCUUGUGUUGUUAAGUCGUUUACAUUUUGUAAACGGCAAGAAUCAUGCUUCGCCUAAACCGACUGGCUCUGACUAGAAAAUUAUUACCAUCAAUUCAAUGUACUACUAAAUACAGCACCGUUGUGGCUCAGGAACCUCAGAGACCAAACCUGAAGACGGAAGUACCCGGUCCCAAUACCAAACGAUUAUUUGAACAGCUCAACUCUAUACAGCAAGCUGGUUCCGUACAAUUGUUCGCCGAUUACGACAAAUGCACCGGCAACUAUUUUGUGGACGCUGAUGGAAAUGAAUUUUUAGAUGUAUUUACACAAAUAUCUUCCCUACCACUUGGUUAUAACCACCCGGAAUUGUUGAAUGCGUUUGACGAUCCGCACAGUCUGAAAACAUUGAUCAAUCGCCCUGCUUUGGGGGUGUUUCCAUCUGUUGACUGGCCUCAGAGACUGCGUAAUGUUCUGAUCUCAGUCGCUCCACAUGGCAUGCAAAGUGUAUUCACCAUGGCGUGCGGAUCGUGCUCGAAUGAAAACGCAUAUAAAGCGGCCAUGUUCUCUUAUCGCGUCAAAGAACGCGGUGGAAGCGUAGAUUUCACUGAUCAGGAAAUGACAUCGGUUAUGAAAAAUCAGCCUCCAGGGACACCCGAUUUGUCGAUAAUGUCUUUUGAGGGUGCUUUCCACGGACGUACGUUUGCCGCAUUGACUACGACGCGAUCAAAACCGAUACACAAAUUGGAUUGCGUAGCAUUCGAUUGGCCAGCUGCUAAAUUCCCCAGAUAUAAAUAUCCAUUAGAUGAAAACACGCGCGAAAAUAAAAAUGAAGACGCAAAAUGCCUUGAUAGUGUACGUGAACACAUAGAAGCGUACAAGAAGAAGGGGAGGCCAGUUGCCGGACUGAUCGUCGAACCUAUUCAAUCGGAAGGUGGGGAUUAUGAAGCGUCUCCAGAAUUCUUCCGAAGCCUCCAGAAGAUUUGCAAACAGCACAAUAUAGCGUUUAUCGUAGACGAAGUACAAACGGGCGCUGGGCCCACAGGGAAGAUGUGGUGCCAUGAAUACUUCGACUUUCCACAUGCACCUGACAUAGUGACUUUCAGCAAAAAAAUGCUCACUGGUGGAUUCUAUUUCUCUCCCGAAUACAAGAGCCCUCACGCCUACCGCAUAUUCAACACGUGGAUGGGGGACCCUGGGAAGUUGGUUCUCUUGGACAAAGUAAUUAAAGUAAUAAAACAGGACAAAUUACUCGACCUGGUUUGCAAGACGGGGGCAGUUCUCAAAUCUGGACUUCACGAACUCGAAAAGGAGUUUUCUACGCACAUACACAGCGUACGCGGCCGCGGCACUUUUCUAGCUUACAAUUCUCCCACUACCGAAUUGCGAGACAAAAUAUUUACAAAUAUGAGGAAAAAAGGAGUGAUGGGUGGAGUUUGUGGUAACAAUGCUAUACGUCUGAGACCCGCGCUCAUCUUCGAACCGAAACAUGCUGAAAUAUAUCUCGACAUUUUGAGGAAGGUCCUCAAGGAGCUGUGAAGAGGCUGGGAAACAUUCCUGUUUAUAAGAACAGUGUAUACCUCACUAUCGUUUACCGUAACUUCUAUGUUUGAUAUUAUUCUCAUAAACAUGGUAUGCAUGUACCAUCAUGUAAUUAGGAUAGUAAUUGAAUUACCGGGAACUUGUUUUAAGAAUUACGUAUUAUUUGAACAAUAAGACUUAUUAUAUAUUUUUAAGUUAAACGUCUAUUUUUAUCACAAAUAAUAAUGUUUUCUUGGCAAUUUUAAAUCAAAAAAGUAAUUUUUAGGGUAUACCGAUUGUAUUAUUUACCGUUUUUUGCUAUGUUAUUUUAAGUAAGUAUGUAUGAAGUGUAUACGUAAAUAUACUUUAAUUAAUUAAUUUUAUGAUGCCAAGUUUAGUCUUAAUUAAAACCAAAAAUCUGCUAGGAACUAUAAAAUAAU
Hyposmocoma kahamanoa is the source of this 2018-nucleotide messenger RNA. Its product is annotated as 4-aminobutyrate aminotransferase, mitochondrial-like. Gene Ontology annotation, cellular component: mitochondrion. Lineage: Eukaryota; Metazoa; Arthropoda; Insecta; Lepidoptera; Cosmopterigidae. Gene Ontology annotation, molecular function: pyridoxal phosphate binding. Gene Ontology annotation, biological process: GABA catabolic process. The record is from RefSeq and is a predicted model, not a curated record. Bases 124 to 1596 code for a protein of 490 amino acids. The transcript is spliced from 9 exons.